This is a messenger RNA of Trichoderma harzianum CBS 226.95, 3090 nucleotides long. RefSeq lists its product as hypothetical. Lineage: Eukaryota; Fungi; Ascomycota; Sordariomycetes; Hypocreales; Hypocreaceae. The record is from RefSeq and is a predicted model, not a curated record. Gene Ontology annotation, biological process: exocytosis; Golgi to plasma membrane transport. Gene Ontology annotation, cellular component: exocyst. The coding region runs from base 1 to 3090 and encodes 1029 amino acids. The transcript has 3 exons.
AUGUCCGAUUACGAGCGAACAAUCCUCGAAUUCUACCAGCUCCCCACCUCGUACCCCUCGGAAUGGCCUGCGGAGAAAGAUGACGACUCCUCCGGGGACGAAGCCGACACGAAGAAGCACAGCCGGCAAAAGUCGCGAUACCAGGCUCUCGAGGCGGCCGCGGGCGAUGGCAAGGCCGCGGUGGGAAAAGGAGCUGCCAACAACCAUGUUUUGAAGGAUGAACCAGAUCCCUUGGGCACCACAGAUAGUGUCGUCCGUUCGCUGAGAGAAAUUGGCCUCCCGGCACAGGAUGACGUGCGACUUCGCAACCGAUUCAUGCUGUCCUCGACUACUUUUUCGCCGACCCUGUUCUUGUCACAGAUACACCAGCACGCUGACACGCGCACGUUGCUCGAGGGCUUGGAUACGCUUUCGCAGUCAAUCGACCAAAAGUCAGCCUCCCUCAAGGUUCUUGUGGAGAGCAACUUUGAAAGAUUCGUCAAGGCAAAGGCAACGAUAGACAAUGUUUAUAAAGAGAUGAAGUACCGUGGAACCGAGGCCAAUACUGGCAGAUCUUCCAUCCAUGGUCGCCAUUCCAGUCGAACGAGCCUGCGUUCUGGCAGGGCUGGCCUGAACAACCCCUUGGCUUUGUCGUCCGACUCUCGAAAGAAGAACGCGCUGAUAAAAGAGAGCGAAUAUGGUGUUUUGGGCAUCAAAGUUCCCCUACUAGACGUUUCUGCCAAAGCCGAAGAUGUGUGGGGACCAGCUCUAGGAGGUCGAGAAAAGGAGGAACACUUGAGGUCCUUUCAGAGAUACGUACAGCAGUUCAAAGAUCCGCUGGAGCUGAGCACUAUAAUAUCCGACUGCAUCAAGAGGAAAGACUACGAGACCUUGGUUGAGGCAUACAAUCGCGCCAGGAAGUUUGCCGACGAUGCGCGCGAAGUAUCAAAGUACAUUGACCGCCAAAUGCCAGAAGAUGACCAGCUCUACCAAAUCAUGGUCGCGGCCCGGGUAUGGUAUGACGUUGAUCGCCAAAUCCAAAGUUUCAAACGGGAUGCAUGGAAGAGAUUGUCUACCUUACAUACCCUGUCGAAAUCCGAGAGUCAUGUCGGCCGAGGUCCAGACCAGCACAUGGACAUGAUUUCCCUGCUGCUGGAACUUGGCGUCGAAGAUAAUCCAAUAUGGGUGUGGCUAAUGAGUCGAUACGAGUACCUUAAGACCAAGAUUCAGUCAACCGCCGAGCACACAAAGGCCGAAAUUGAGGUGCUUCGCCGAAGGCUGGCGGGUAGCGAGAAGCCUUCGAAUAAGGUUGUGGCCACUCAUCUGCGUACAUUGGGCCGACAGAGCAUCGACAGCAAACCAACCUCGAGCGAUUCUGCGGAUGUCAUUGAGUUGUGGGAAAAGAUGCUUGCUUUUCUGACCGGCCUCAUCUCUCCUCAAGGCAUCCUUGGAGACCUCCUUGAAUUUUGGCAGACUGCACAGGGCUUUAUCGAAGGCAGAAUACAAAGGACGCUACCUACAGGCUACAAUGACGAAUCUCAGGGACACCACCAACUGACACAAAAAAAUGUUGCGGACCUUGAGAAGGGCAUCGUGGAACUGGUAGAUCUGCUGCGUGGACAUGUACAUGACUUCUUUGCCGGAUUGCCCCCUGAAGAUCUUAGUGUGGUCUUCUCGCCGCUCCCUGUCUCACCCAACUCACCGGCUUCAGCUGGCGGUUUUGGCCAUUCCCUGAGCCCAACCUCUACACGCGAUCCUCGAUUCAACUUUGAUCCGAAUAACCCGCCGCCAUCCUCGCCAAAGAAGGGCGAGCCGUGGGAAAAGCUGGCAUUUUGGCCUCCUUGGUCGAACUCCAUCAGUGGAGUGUACUAUCUCUGCAGGAUGUUGGCACUGGUCGGCUCAGGCGCGUCUGACCUUGCCACCAUUGAUCCCAUUCGUUCGGGAAAUGGCCAAGUUCUCGAGCAGCUGAAGGCCUUGACUGGUGUCUCCAGAGAGCGAUGCGUGACGGCUCUGUGCGCUGCAUGGAACCGGGACGCCGAGAACAUCAAAUUCAUAGAAGAUUGGCUACCGUCCGCCGAGUCCGGAGAUGUUACGCGGAUGCCUGCCAGCUUUGCCGCAUUCGAGGGUGCGCUUCUCACCGGCAUGCAAAAGAUUCUCUACAUCUCCGAGGCCAUGUCGAAGCCAGGUGCUGGUGACAUUGUCCUGCCGCCGCCUGCCAAGCUGCUCCAGAUGGUUCGGAGUCAGUAUGUGACCACCUUGUACAAAGCUCUAAGCGGUAUGGUGGAGAAUGCAGAGCGAUCAGUCAAGAAGACUGAAGACGAAUGGUCUAUUGGUCAGGAUGGGGUCAUCUCCAGUGUUGCUGCAUCGUCAGUGGGCAAGAGUACACUUGAUGCCGGAGACCGAAACGUCCGAAUGCUCCUCACCCUGAGCAAUCUGCAGGCCCUACGGUCUCAAGUAGUCCCCAACCUGAACUCGCAGUUCGAGAAUGCAUUUUCCGUCAAGCUCACGGAUGAGUCCAAAACUAUCAAGGACGUGCUCGGUCAAAUCGACGCUCGCCUCUUCCAGUCCUAUACUAAACAAGCUACCGAGAAGCUGCGUGAAAUCAUCCACUCUGGCCUCGCAGACCAUGAUUGGGCACCAGCCCAAGGCGAACGGCCUCAGACAGCGAAGCCAUACGUAUACGAGACGCUUCUGACCCUUGUGCUAGUUCACUCCCAGGUUUCCACAACGGCUGCCUCACUUACGCCUCAGGUUCUUUCGUUCUUGCUUGAGCAGACGUCUUUGCAGCUGUUGGAUGCGUUCCGCAAACGCGCUCGCUAUUCUCUGAGCGCUCUUAUCCAGGCUACGCUCGACGUUGAGUUUAUUGCUCAGACGCUGAGCCAUUACACUACCGACAAGGCCUCGGAGCUACAGAGCCAGAUUUACCAGGAGCUGGACAGCCGUACGGACAAUGACGCCCGCGCAAGGCUGCAGAACGAACUACCUGAGAUGCGUAAUGUGCUCAAGAAGCUCAGGGAGGCGAGCAAGAACGAAUUCGCUUGCUUUAGGAAGCCGAAGCGCUCGGGGCAGGGCGUUUCGCGGGUGGAUAGUGGGAGCAUGUCGCCUACCUAG